This is a messenger RNA of Malus domestica (apple), 2696 nucleotides long. RefSeq names its product UDP-glycosyltransferase 76E4-like. NCBI's taxonomy places the organism in Eukaryota, Viridiplantae, Streptophyta, Magnoliopsida, Rosales, Rosaceae. The record is from RefSeq and is a predicted model, not a curated record. Gene Ontology annotation, molecular function: quercetin 7-O-glucosyltransferase activity; quercetin 3-O-glucosyltransferase activity.
GUCAAAUUAUUGGUUGUUAAAAUGUGAAGAAAAUCGGUAUAGAUCGAACCAGUAUGAUAAUGCAUUAUCAGGAAUGAGGAUCAUCUUCAGAUUUACUUUGUGAAAAUCUAGGAGAUUAUUUAAUCGUGUUUAUUUAUCAUAAAUCUUGUGGUCAAUUUUUGUGAGAUGUUAUUUGUGUUAAAUUUUAAAUAAAAUAUUUAAAAUAAUUUAUGAUUGCAUGAUAUACGAUAAAUAUAUACAAUUAAAGAGUCACCGGAAUCCUAAAAUAGAGGACCUAUCCUAUCCUCAUUCCAUUAUCAGAAUUACUUUAUGCAAAUGGGAUUCAAGAUUUCCUCCACUAUCUUAUUUGCGAGUCUUAUCGUGAGCCUGUAGUUCAGAAAAGAAAAAAAAUCAACAUCAGGGACCCAUUCAGUCAGAAAAAGUUUUAGGAGUUGCGUGAUUAAAUUUGAGACGGCUGCUCUAGCUUAUGUAAAAAGUUCGUCUUCGGUUCGGAUUUUUUUUUAAUAUUUUUUUAAGGAUAAUACCAAAUGAACAAAGUUGCUUAAAAAAUACAGGAGUUUCUGCUCUCACUCAAUAACGAGAAAUUUUUUAAUGAGAACGAAAUACGGGAUAGUACACCACGUAUCACUAUAAAAAUAGUGGGAUAUAUAUAUUAAAAAGUUAAUAAUUAAAAAAACACAAUUUUCCAUCACUUAUAUAAAAAUACGUGAUGUACCAUUUGUAUUCCGAUUACAAUGAAAAUUUUCUCACCAAUAAUAGCUUAACUAGUAUCCGAGUUGUUUGUUCAAGCUCUUAAUUUUCAAUGAUUUUGGACACUCAUCAAGUUGUUAUUGGAUGAGAGCUCCUGCUUGUUUUUUUAUGUAACCAAGCUUUAUUAAUACCAAAUUCAUAUGCUAUGCAAACAAAAAACAAUCUCGAUUCAAAAAUGGAGCAAAGCAAAGGCAGGAGACUGAUCCUUUGCCCACUGCCAUUGCAAGGGCAUAUAAACCCUAUGCUGGAACUGGCCAACAUUCUCCAUUCCAAAGGCUUCUCCGUAGCCAUCAUCCACACCAACUUCAACUCCCUCAAUCCUUCAACCCGAAACCCACACUUCAGCUACCAUUCAACCCCUGUUGACUUGACAGAAACCGAGGCCUCCAUCAAGGAUCUUACCGUUGUUCUUUCUAUUCUAAAUGCUAAAUGUGUUGAGCCUUUCAGAGAAUGUUUGGCCGGGUUGUUAUCCGAUGGCGUUCAUUCGGGGAACCCCAUUGCAUCCUUGAUCUCCGACCCUUUCUUUGACUUCACUCGAUCGGUUGCGGAGAGCUUUGAACUGCCGACGAUCAUGUUAAAGACUGGGGGUGCCGCUUCCUUGGCUGUUUAUGCUGCAUUUCCACUACUCAAGGAAAAGGGUUACCUACCAAUAUCAGGCUCACAGCCUCACAAGCUAAGCAAGACAGUCGUUCUUAGAAAUUCAAAUGGAGCAGAGCAAAGCCCGGAGAGUGAUACUCUCCCACUGCCAUUCCAAGUGCACAUAUACCCUAUGCUAGAACUGGCCAACAUUCUACACACCAAAGGCUUCUCUAUAACCAUUAUCCACACCCGCUUCAACUCUCUCAACCCUUCAACCCUAAACCUACACUUCACCAACCAUACAAUCCCUGUCGACCUGUCCAAAACCGAGGCCUCCACAAAGAAUUUCCCACUUCUUCGUUCUACCCUAAAUGCUAAAUGUGUCGAACCUUUCAGAGAAUGCUUGGCCGUGUUGUUAUCCGAUGAUGUUACUUCGGAGGAGCCUGUCGCUUGCUUGAUCUCCGACACUUUCUUUGAUUUCACUCGAUCGGUUGCCGAUAUCUUUAAGCUUCCGAGGAUCAUGUUUAAGGACCGGGGGUGCCACUUCCUUCGCUGUUUAUGCGGCAUUUCCACCGCUCAAGGAAAAGGGUUACGUACCAAUACCAGGGUCCAUCCCACAAGUGUUGCCCUAUAACCUCUUCUUCUUCAAGUAGUUUAUUAGCACAAGACCAAAGUUGCAUUUCAUGGCUAAACACUCAAGCGCCAAAAUCCGUUGCCUAUGUUAGCUUUGGGAGCGUUGCCAAGAUAGAUCAAGCUCAAUUUUUGGAGAUUGCUUGGGGUUCGGCCAAUAGUGGCCAACCCUUUUUGUGGGUGGUUCGACCCUGAUUAGUUCAAGAGUCGAACUGGGUUGCAACGUUACCUGAUGGGUUUCUAGAAGCAUUGAACAAGAGGGUAAAUGUUGUGAAAUGGGCUCCACAAAGAGAAGUAUUGGCCCACCCAGCAGUUGGAGCCUUUUGGAGUCACUGUGAUUGGAAUUCUACGUUAGAGAGUAUUUGUGAAGGAGUGCCUAUGAUUUGUAUGCCAUGUUUCAGUGAUCAAAUGGUUAAUGCAAGAUAUGUGAGCGAUGUUUGGAGGGUAGGGUUGCAGUUGGAGCAUGGGAUUGAGAGAGGUGAGGUUGAAAGAACAAUUAGAAGACUAAUGGUGGAGGAAGAAGGGGAAGAGAUCCAAGACAGAGCUUUAAAGUUGAUGGAGGAGGCAAAUCUUUGCCUCAAAGAAGAUGGCUCUUCAUACCAAUCUUUAGUUGGCUUGGUUCAACAAGUUUUUUUACAUUUUUUAAUAAAGUUGAUUGAUUGAACGUGGAAAGAGACGUAUGGCAGCCAAUUGUGUUAAAGAUAUCAUAAAUUUAAAAUUGCUCCAAACUUGUAAUA